GUGUAACGUGAAGAAUAGAAAAAUAAAAAUGAAGACUUGGCUGUACGGGCUUUUGACCCCUUUGCCUGUCCAGAUGGACGAACAGAACCAAAAAAAAAAAUGUUUGUGACUGACAGCCGCUCAAACUUAAAAUUCUGAAUGUAGGUAUUGUUUAUGUGAUAGGUAGUAAGUACCUAGUUAUUAUUUAAAUCAAGAUUUCGUCUGAAGAGUCAAGUUAAAUCAAAUGCAAAAUGGGCGAAACCGGCGCAAAUAAUUUAUUUGAAUCACAAGCUAUUCUGGCGGACCACAAAGAUCUUAUUCAUGAUGUGGCCUACGAUUUUUAUGGUGAAAGAAUGGCUACAUGUUCCAGCGAUCAGUACGUCAAGGUUUGGGACUCGGAUGGUCAGGAUGGUUGGCGUCUCACAGCGAGUUGGAAAGCACACCAUGGCUCAGUCUGGAAAGUGACAUGGGCACAUCCAGAGUUUGGGCAAGUGCUUGCUACAUGUUCAUUUGACAGAACAGCUGCUAUUUGGGAAGAAGUAGGAGACAAUACAUCGGCCGGUGCUGAAAAAGGUCUCAGAACAUGGGUGAAGCGAUCAAACUUAGUUGACUCCCGAACUUCUGUAACUGAUGUGAAAUUUGGACCUAAACAUUUAGGGCUCUUGCUUGUCACCUGCUCAGCAGAUGGUAUAAUAAGGAUAUAUGAAGCUCCGGAUGUGAUGAACCUUGCGCAGUGGACUUUACAGCAUGAGAUACCAACAAAGGUGUCCAUCAGUUGUCUCUCAUGGAAUCCGUCUUUAUCUAGAGUCAACUCCAACCCGCCAAUGAUCGCCGUGGGCAGUGACGAGCCAAACAUAGCCGCCGCCAACACACAGAAUGACAAGACGUGCAAUGGAAAAGUGUUUAUAUACGAAUACAGCGAGUCGUCUCGUCGGUGGACGCGCACAGAAUGCCUCUCGUCCGUAGCGGAGCCUGUCAACGACCUCGCGUUCGCACCGAACCUGGGCCGCUCCUUCCAUCUUCUGGCAGUGGCCACGAGAGACGUCCGGAUCAUCAAGCUGGAACCCAUACCAGAGUCGAGCGGCGGCGGCAGUACCGGCGGCCGGUUCCGCAGCGAGGUGGUGGCAGCCUUCGAGGAACACAACUCGUGUGUGUGGCGCGUGUCAUGGAACGUGACCGGCACGCUCCUGGCGUCCUCGGGAGACGACUGCCGCGUGCGCCUGUGGAAGAUGCAGUACCUGAACGAGUGGCGCUGCGUGGCCGUGUUCGCCAGCGAGGCGGGCGGCGGAGAGUCUCCCGCGCGCUCCAAGCCGCACACGCCCUACACGCGGCUGGCGGCCAUCACCAACCCCACGCACAUGCCGCACCACUGACCACGGUACCAUUGAAUGCUUGGUGUUACACUAUCAUAAAAGAAGCCAAAUUUAUUUUGAUAAUUUCACUACUACACUCGUUAAUGACUUUGAGAAUAAUUCAAACAGAUACGGCAUUAAAGCGCGUUCAUGACAAUAUUUUUUUUUAAUCUUUCAAUGUUAUUGUAUUACUAUAAAAUGGUGGGAGGUGCUAGUUUUUAUAAAAAGAAAAGGUUAUAAAAACUCUUGAUCGAUAAUAGACUAUAAAGAAGUAAAAUCAGGCAGUUUGCCCAACGAAAGUUUCCAUAAACUUUUUUACCAAUAUUUAAAACGGACGCUUGAGGGUGAACCAUAGACUAAUAAUAUACUAGCGUAUAUACAAACAAAGUGCGAGAGAAGAACACCUCUAACGGAGAUAUAGCAAGAUAGAAAAGGUAAACGAAUCUAUGGUUCUCGAAUCGAAGCUGGCUCCUUAGUAUUUUUAACAUAAAAAAAACUACUAACUAAAGCAUACAUUGACAAAUCAAAUUUGUCCACACAUUAUCGGGCUAUCAGGUCGUCUAUACGCUAGUAUAUUGUAAGUCUAUGGGGGUGAUCAUAGAAUUUAAUGUUAACCCGUUCCCAUAACAUUUAAUUUGUGCAUAAAAAAAUAAGUACACAUCUUAGAGGCAAACCGUUGCUGUUUUUUAACUUUCCUUAUAUGUUGUGAUUUGAAAGUCCAUGAAACGAAAAAGCGAGACAAAUGAGACACACAUAUAAAUUCAUAAGAUUUAACGUGGGAGUAUACCUAAUAAUUAUUACUAAUGUCAUGCGCACGUCGUAUAGUAUAUAGACACCAGGAAAACUUAAAUAUGGUAGCGGUGAUAGUAAUGUCUUUCAUAGCGGUUGAAAUCAUGUGUCAUCCUAGUAAGAUGUAAUAGAACUUCGUAUGCAGUUUAGAGGUUCAUGCACAAUGCUGGUUUGACUUUUGAUAUGUGUACUUUAUACGCACGCAAAUCUUUUUAUAUAAACCAGCUAGCUACUCAUAAGUAUGAGCGAGCAUUUUGUGUCAUUUUAAAUAUAAACCCGAGAGAGAUUUCACCUUCGCACGACACGCCACAAGUUACGAUAUCAUCCCCACCAUCUGGAUGUGUGGCGGUCCUCCACAGUGCGGUUUUCAAGGAGCUUUCUUCCUCGUACCACGAAGCUGUGGAAUGAGGUUCCUUGUGCGGUGUUUCCGGGACGAUAUGACAUGGGUACCUUCAAGAAAAGCGCGUACACCUUCCAAAGGCCGGCAACGCUCUUGUGAUUCCUCUGUUGCAGGAGAGUGUGGGCGACGUUGAUCACUUAACACCAGGUGACCCGUACGCUCGUAUGCCCUCCUAUUCCAUAAAAAAAAGAGUAAUGUCUGGGUUAUCGUGGAUAUUGUAUGUACGAGAUUUAUUACGAGCUCAGGCUUAUGUAAAGGUGUGUGUUGUUGUACGUUCUAAUGUAUGUAUGUUCUAAUAUUUUAAGAAUUAUCUAUUUGUCCUUCUGCUUUGGUUACUAGUGUAUGAUAUUGUGAUAUUAUAUUUUAGUGGAGAUAUUAAUUUCAUAAUAACAAACGAGUCAGAUAGUUGUUAGGUCGUCACUGUACUUAUUGAUGCAAACAUGGCGAGUCUGUGAAUUAUUGUAGCCUACUUGAUGCGCAUGCCAUCUUAUUGGUAAAUACUCAAAGGUUAAAUUAAUUUUUAUAAAUGAUUGUAAUAACAAAAUAUACAGUUGCAAAUUGUUA
This is a messenger RNA of Leptidea sinapis, 3084 nucleotides long. It is a transcript of the gene Nup44A, whose product is annotated as nucleoporin SEH1-B. Gene Ontology annotation, biological process: positive regulation of TORC1 signaling; cellular response to amino acid starvation. The coding region runs from base 231 to 1352 and encodes 373 amino acids. The record is from RefSeq and is a predicted model, not a curated record. The transcript has 9 exons. Gene Ontology annotation, cellular component: Seh1-associated complex; nuclear pore outer ring. Gene Ontology annotation, molecular function: protein binding; structural molecule activity. Lineage: Eukaryota; Metazoa; Arthropoda; Insecta; Lepidoptera; Pieridae.